AUGCAGGACAAUGCUGGGAAGACGACCCUGCUCUACAGGCUGAAGAUGGGAGAGGUAGUGACUACCAUACCAACGAUUGGUUUCAAUGUCGAAUCAGUAAAAUAUGGUCAGUUGACUUUUGAUGUAUGGGAUCUCGGUGGACAGACGUCAAUACGACCUUACUGGCGAAGUUACUAUGCGAAUACAGCUGCUGUCGUGUUCGUGGUCGACUCAACCGAUAUUGAGCGAUUAGAAAUAGCCGCCGAUGAGCUUCGUUCGAUGCUCAACGAAGAUGAGUUACGAGAUGCGGCACUAUUAGUGUUCGCAAACAAGCAGGAUCAGCCUGGCGCACAGGGUGCCGGGGAGAUUUCCGAAGCGCUUAAGUUGGGCGAGCUGCGAGACAGGAACUGGUCCAUUGUCGCAUGCUCCUGCAUUGACGGCAAGGGCAUCAACGAAGGCAUGGACUGGCUGUCACAGACUGUAUCAUCCGAAGCUUAA
Messenger RNA from Lithohypha guttulata, 477 nucleotides. RefSeq names its product Arf GTPase arl1 (gene ARL1). Gene Ontology annotation, molecular function: GTP binding; GTPase activity. The record is from RefSeq and is a predicted model, not a curated record. Gene Ontology annotation, cellular component: cytoplasm; Golgi apparatus. The transcript has 2 exons. Lineage: Eukaryota; Fungi; Ascomycota; Eurotiomycetes; Chaetothyriales; Trichomeriaceae. Gene Ontology annotation, biological process: intracellular protein transport; vesicle-mediated transport. Bases 1 to 477 code for a protein of 158 amino acids.